Carcharodon carcharias (great white shark) is the source of this 1976-nucleotide messenger RNA. It is a transcript of the gene insig1, whose product is annotated as insulin induced gene 1. The transcript has 6 exons. The record is from RefSeq and is a predicted model, not a curated record. Gene Ontology annotation, cellular component: endoplasmic reticulum; SREBP-SCAP-Insig complex. Lineage: Eukaryota; Metazoa; Chordata; Chondrichthyes; Lamniformes; Lamnidae. Bases 263 to 1036 code for a protein of 257 amino acids. Gene Ontology annotation, biological process: SREBP signaling pathway; cholesterol biosynthetic process; SREBP-SCAP complex retention in endoplasmic reticulum.
GCCGUCAAGCUGCGAUUGGCUCCACUGGGCUCACCAGACAGAUUGUUUUGACCGCUUGCCUGUCUGCGCCGUAUGAAUAGUCCCCGUGCAGGAUGUGACCUAAUAAUUUAACAUACAAUGUGGUGCAGCUAGCAACAGAAAAGCCUCGCCAGCACAAAGUUCUCCCUUUUGCAGAAAGGCUGACAUUAAUGGUGCUGAUACCUGGACGGGCCGCGGAUGUACCGCCAAUUUAGUGCAAUACCGAGAAACCUCCCCGUACCAAAUGUCAAGGAUUGAAGAGGCUUGUUGGUCGUGCAGUUGUACCCGGGUACGUCCAUCUGAAAGCAACGGCACGCUGCUGGUGGCAAAAGUUCACGAAAUGAUGACCAUCGUCAGCUCGAUCCUAGGCAGUGCCUACUGCUCCCUGGUCAGCGGGCACACCAUGAACUUACUGCGGCGGGGGUUGGUGCUCUUCACUGUGGGAGUCUUUCUGGCUCUGGUUUUAAAUCUGCUGCAGAUCCAGAGACACGUUACCCUGUUCCCCGAAGAGGUCAUUGCCACAAUAUUUUCUUCUGCCUGGUGGGUGCCACCUUGCUGUGGCACAGCUGCAGCUGUCGUGGGUCUGCUGUACCCCUGCAUUGACAGUCAUCUUGGAGAGCCUCACAAGUUCAAAAGAGAAUGGGCAAGUGUCAUGAGAUGUGUAGCAGUCUUCGUCGGCAUCAAUCACGCGAGUGCUAAAUUAGAUUUUGCCAAUAACAUGCAAUUGUCCUUGACCCUGGCAGCCCUCUCACUGGGUCUGUGGUGGACUUUUGAUCGCUCUAGAAGUGGAUUUGGACUUGGCCUUACAAUAGCCUUUGUAGCGACCUUGGUCACUCAACUUUUGGUGUAUAAUGGUGUUUACCAGUACACCUCACCAGAUUUCCUGUACAUUCGCUCUUGGCUGCCCUGUAUAUUCUUCUCAGGAGGAGUGACUGUAGGAAACAUAGGAAGACAACUGGCCAUGGGAGUCUCUGAAAUCACACACAAGGAUUGUCUUGAUAAGAUGCACAAGGACUGAGCAACUGUCAGUCGAAAGGAGUAAUAAUGGUGCCAAUGUAGAUGCUUCGUGUGGGAGUGCACUUAUAUACACCGGGCAGACCAGUAGGUGCUAUAUAUGGUGGAGGAUGCGAUUACUGCAUGAUAUUCAUAAAAGGGAACAUUUGCAAUCUGUGAUUGCCUUUGUACAAUUGAUCCAUUUCUCAGCAUUGAAGUUUUUUCUGUUGCAAUCUGUACAUACCGAGUCUACGAAAUGUACUCAUUUAGUCUGUGUAUGAACUGCAAUGCCAUUACCCCUGUUGCUAUAGCAGACCUAAGUAGCAAGUAUUAUGUCUGCUUGAUUGAUGUGCAAUGUACCCAGUACCUGAGCCUUGUCGUUUAUCUGUACCUUAUUUAUUUCCCCUUCUCAAAGUCAUUUGUACCAUGUACAGUGGGGUCUUCCAUCUCUUUGUAUAGCAUGGUUAUAAAAUUGUAAACAAAGAGAUGUUCUGUUUUUUUUUCUCUCCAGCCUAUUACUGCGAGUGACAGAGUUUAGCUGCCACAAUCUAUAUAUGUACAGUGGAAAUUUAUAAUCCUAAGGAAUGUGCGCAGUGCCGAACUGAAGGAAGUGAACUUUCUCUCUCAAGCUGGAACUCUCCACUUGAAUCCAUGUUGAGACAGUCACAGAGUGAAGGUGUGUUUCUCCUCUCGACCUUCACAACGCAAUAAGGAGUGACAGAAUAAUUCCAUUGCUUUGGACCACAUCGGUUGUCACUGCUCCACCCUCAGAGUGAAGUGAUUUUUUUUUUUGUUUGUUUUUGCAGUGUUAGUGUUUCUGAUCUGAACCAAUCAGCAUCUUUGCUCACCUGUUGGAAAGAUGAUUUAUCUGAUUUUGUAAGUAAAAUGUACACAUUCAGUUUAAAUGUAUUUGAUUUUUUUUCUCCCUUCACUGUUCUCAAUAAAAAUGUACAGUAAUUGUCAAA